AUGAUAAAUAUGGAUAAGAAAUUUCUUAUCAUUGUCAGUAUGACAUUAAUUUGCUCAUUUGGACAACCUAUAUAUGCUGUAAAUUGUGGUGGCGAAGAAUAUAUAGACAGUUCAGGUGUAUUCUGGAAUAAAGAUCAAGGCUAUAAAGGAGGACUUUCCAUACAUCCUGGCAGGAAUAAAAUCGUAAAAUACACAAACGAUCCUGCAAUUUAUCAGACUGAAAGACAUUCAUCAGAUAAUUUCAGCUACAAUAUUCGCCUUCCAACGCCUGGGAGCUAUAUAUUAAUUCUUAAGUUUGCAGAAUUCUGAUCUUCUAAUGCUAAUAAAACAUUUAGUAUUGGAAUUGGCCAAAAUAUUGUGAUUAAUUCCCUUGAAAUUUAUGAAAAUGUCAAAGAUUCAGCUGCUUAUGAUGUUUUUAUUCCUCUGAUUAUAACAGAAGAUGUUGUUUUUUGAAAUAAUACUCCUUUAGCAAAUGCUAUUGAAAAUGAGAAAAUAAUAGUAAAUUUUAUAAAAGCCAAAUCAAAUCCUAAAGUCUCUGGAAUAAUGCUAUUUAAAGGCAAAUUAGAGAAUACCGAUUAUUAUGAGCAAGAAAGAAGAAUAAAACACCACAAGAAAUUAUUUCAACAUAAGCUAGAAAUUGAUGAAAAAUUUAUUCAAAAUCAACUGGAAAAAGAGAAAAUAUUUGACAACUGAGAAACUUUUGAUGGAGUUUAUGUGAUAAAAAAUUAUCCAGUAACUCUAUUUUUGACCAGCAUUUUGUUUUACAUAUUAUUUCAAAAAUUGAUGCCAAAAGCCAAAUGGUAA
This is a messenger RNA of Blepharisma stoltei, 804 nucleotides long. Lineage: Eukaryota; Ciliophora; Heterotrichea; Heterotrichida; Blepharismidae. The record is from the annotation of a GenBank genome assembly.